CUGUAACUUUUCUUCCUCCUCUGUUGCUCCUGUGCUCCUUUUCCCUUGUGUUUGAAUGGAGAAGCAGGGUUCUCUGGAACCUGCACACCCGUUGCCGGGUGCAGAGCCAGUCUCCGGGGUUGCCAAGACGGAGGGGGCACACGGGGAUGAGGCAACAACAUUUGCCAGCUCCAAACUGUUCCGGUGUGCGUGCGUGAAACGCUGGCUGCCACCAGCCUACAGAGAGGAACUUUACCACGUCUUACGCCUCACGGGCCCUCUGCUGCUGGCUCGGAUCCUGAACUUUCUCCUGCCCUUUGUCAACACCAUUUUCUGUGGUCACAUUGGAAAUGCAGAACUGGCUGGAUUUGCAAUCGCCUCAGCGACCAUUAAUGUGACCACAACUGCAACGGGCUACGGCCUAGCUCUGGCGUGUGACACACUUAUUUCUCAGACUUUUGGCGGUAAGAACAUGAUACGUGUAGGGGUGAUACUGCAAAGAAGUUCCCUCAUCCUUCUGCUGUUUUGUCUGCCCUGUUGGGGUCUUCUCAUCAACGCGCAUAAUCUACUGCUCCUCUUGCAGCAGGAGGAGGAGGUGGCCAGAAUUGCACAGCUCUAUGUGAUGAUGUUUCUACCAGCUGUUCCAGCCAUGUUCCUGCAUCAGCUGCAGGUUUCCUACCUGCAAAACCAAGGGAUUAUUCUUCCUCAGAUGUACACGGCUGCAGUAGCAAACAUUUUUAACUUGGGGAUCAACUAUGUUUUAAUCUCCUUUCUCAAAAUGGGAGCUGUUGGAUCAGCAAUUGCCAACAGUCUCUCUCAGAUCGUCAUCUGUCUGCUGCUUUUUGGUUACAUCAGAUGGAAGAAGCUCCAUAAACAAACUUGGGGAGGCUGGUCCACUGACUGUCUGCAGGACUGGGGCUCCUACAUGAAGCUGGCCGUUCCCAGUACGUUCAUGGUCUGCUUUGAGUGGUGGAUCUGGGAGGUUGGUGGUUUCCUUGCAGGUGUUCUUGGAGAGGUGGAUCUGGCUGCCCAGCACGUGUUGUUGGAAAUAGGAGCCAUAACAUACAUGUUCCCUCUCGGAGUCCACGCAGCUGCUUGCGUCCGUGUCGGGAAUGCUUUGGGAGCCGGAGAAACCUCCAGAGCAAUAGUCAUCUGCAAAGUUACUUUGGUUCUAUCAGGAGUCCUCGCUGUUUUCCAGGGUUUUGUCCUUGCUGGUUCCAAGUCUGUGGUUGGCUACAUAUUCACCACUGAUGUCAACAUCGUGGAGACGGUGUCAGAAAAUAUAACCGUUUACAUGUUUCUGCAGUUCCUUGAUGCACUUCUGUGUGUCUGCUCAGGAAUACUUGUAGGAUCUGGGAUGCAGAAAAUCGCUGCGUUGUCCAACUUGGUGUCCUACUACAUCAUCGGCCUGCCUGUAGGAAUAGCACUGAUGUUUGCUGCUAAGCUCAGACUAUUAGGCUUUUGGAUCGGUCUUUUACUGUGUGUUCUCCUUCAGACAGGCUUUUUCCUUUUUCUCAUUUUUAAACUCAACUGGAAAAAAGUCACUCAGAAGGCUCAGUUGCGAGCUGGGAAGAUGAUAGUUGUGACGCCUAUACGCCCCGUCAGUACAGUCCUGAAUGAAGCAAUGCUGUCAGACAUCCCUCUCUGCCCGGAAUCGGCCCAGUCGAGCAGCGAACCAGCUCCUAAAACAGACGGCUACAAUCCCGUGAAUACCCAAGAUGUGGAGCUGAAGGCCGCUCUUGAGUUUGAGGAAAAAGGUUUGACUGUUGGAGGUCCUAAGAGGGAGGGUGAAGAUGACAAAAACACCUCAAACACCAAAGCUGAGGAAAAGCUCUCCAUCUCUCAGCUGAUCACACGCCGAGGCCUCGCUUUGCUGUUUUCAAUUCUCACACUGACCAUAGGAGUUGCUUUCCACAUUGCCUUUCCCGCUCCAGAGCCCAGCAUCCAGAGCAAGGCCAACUUCACCUUGAUCUGGGCCAAUGACUCCACUCCAGCGUCACUCAACUCCAGCUUCUGAGCCACUUAUGGUGACACCUUGUGACUGAACGCUGCUGUUUCAGCUGUGUGGCACAGAGAAAAAUGCCUUGUUACGGCACAACUGACUAAAUCCACAGAAGGCAGUAAGCAAAUGGACAGUAAGAACAAAGGCCAUGUUGGGUUCAACAUGCAUUACAGAGAAUAUGGAGAAACAAGUGUUUUUAUACAGACAACCUCUGAUCUUUCCAUAUAUUCUUGAUCUGAUUGAUGUAUUGCACAGUGAUAAACAUCGUCUUCUUGUUUACUGACCUUAAAUAGUUUUUUCCCAUGUUUUAACAUCAAAAAAAUGAGUGUAAAUAUGUCUACAAGUGUAAAUAAAUUCUGCUUUAUUGUC
Messenger RNA from Nothobranchius furzeri (turquoise killifish), 2350 nucleotides. It is a transcript of the gene slc47a1, whose product is annotated as solute carrier family 47 member 1. Lineage: Eukaryota; Metazoa; Chordata; Actinopteri; Cyprinodontiformes; Nothobranchiidae. Gene Ontology annotation, molecular function: antiporter activity; xenobiotic transmembrane transporter activity. Gene Ontology annotation, biological process: xenobiotic detoxification by transmembrane export across the plasma membrane. The record is from RefSeq and is a predicted model, not a curated record. Gene Ontology annotation, cellular component: membrane.